Molecule: messenger RNA, 1914 nt
Organism: Talaromyces marneffei
Lineage: Eukaryota; Fungi; Ascomycota; Eurotiomycetes; Eurotiales; Trichocomaceae
Exons: 8
Coding region: 1-1914 (637 amino acids)
Biological process (GO): Golgi to vacuole transport; protein transport to vacuole involved in ubiquitin-dependent protein catabolic process via the multivesicular body sorting pathway; Golgi to endosome transport
Cellular component (GO): trans-Golgi network
Molecular function (GO): phosphatidylinositol binding; ubiquitin binding
Source: RefSeq, a predicted model, not a curated record
AUGGCGGCGCGGGACCGAUUCGGUUCCUUCGCUGACCCAUCGCUAUCGCCACUUCAACGAGCUAUACAAAAUGCCUGCGAACCGACAAACUACGAACCAAAUCUCGCAUUGAACCUCGAAGUCGCUGACUUGAUAAAUCAGAAGAAAGGCAACGCACCCCGCGAAGCUGCAAUUGCGAUUGUCCAUUUGAUCAAUUCCCGCAACCAGAAUGUCUCUCUUUUGGCUUUGGCGCUUCUCGAUAUAUGCGUCAAAAACUGCGGAUACCCUUUCCACCUUCAGAUAAGCACAAAGGAAUUCCUCAAUGAACUGGUCCGACGGUUCCCCGAGCGGCCACCUAUUCGGCCGUCGCGAGUACAGCAUCGGAUCCUCGAGUCGAUUGAAGAAUGGCGGCAGACGAUAUGCCAAACGUCGCGGUACAAGGAGGAUUUAGGAUUUAUCAGAGAUAUGCAUCGUCUUUUACUGUAUAAGGGGUAUCAUUUUCCGGAAGUGCGACAUGAGGAUGCGGCGGUUUUGAACCCGAGUGAUACUCUCCGAUCAGCCGAAGAAAUGGAAGAAGAGGAGAGAGCGGCGCAGUCCGCAAAACUCCAGGAACUCAUUCGACGAGGAACGCCGCAGGAUCUGCAGGAAGCGAAUCGUCUAAUGAAGGUCAUGGCUGGCUACGACACGAGGAAUAAGACUGAUUACCGGGCUAAGGCUGCCGAGGAAGUUUCGUAUAUUCAACAGAAGGCCAAGAUUUUGGAGGAGAUGUUGCAGAGCAUUCAGCCGGGUGAUACCAUAUCUGCUGGUGAUGUAUUUGAGGAAUUGGCCAAUGCAUUGCAAAGUGCACAUCCGAAAAUCCAAAAGAUGUGCGAGGAAGAAUCGGACGAUACCGAGGCAGUUGAAAAACUGAAGCAGAUCAACGACAGCAUUCAGAGGACUAUAGAUCGAUACAAGUUGGUGAAGAAGGGCGACUAUGAUGGUGCUGCCAGAAUUCCCAAGGGAACGCUAGGAACAACGACAGGAGUUGGAAAGAAUGCAAACAAUGAGCUGUCAUUAAUCGAUUUUGAUCCUGAGGAAGCGGCUCCGUCGAAUGAACAGGAACAAGCGGCAACAAGUUCUUUAGAGGAUGACUUGCUUGGGUUAUCUUUCGGCGAUAGAGCCGCUCCUGGUCCUGUCAAUUUGGGAUUUGAUGCCCCUAUUGCCGCAACCUCGAACGUCCCAUCAUCCGUCCCUGCUCAGGGAGCCCCCAGCGGCUUCCAGAGAAAUUACGACAUUCUUUCCUCUCUUUCAGGAUCUCAACCAACUUCUCAGUUAUCCAUACCGGCCCCUGUCAUACCGCAAACGACAAAGCCAACCUCUCCUCCUCCAGCUGUCGAUCCAUUCGCUUCAUUGAUUUCCGCAAGCUCAAGAUCAGCAUCUCCAAUGGUUUCUAACCAAAAAGCCCCCUCGUCCUCAGCUCUUGUAGACCUUGUGGGCGGCGGCCCGUCAUCGUCUACUCCUGCGGGAGCAACCACUGCCCCGGCCGAUGAUGAAUGGAGUUUCACAUCAGCGCUACCCACAGAAAGUGCACUACCAGCAACAAAUCGCGUGCGGAUUCUUGAUUCAUCUCUGGCCGUCGAUUUCGAAGCGCGAAGGAAACCUGGUGAACCCCGGACGAUUCAGAUUAUGGCUCUGUUCUCGAACAAGAGUAGCCAGCCAUUGACAGAACUUCAUUUCCAAGUUGCCGUUGAGCGGGCAUAUCAUCUGAAACUCAACCCGCAAACCGGCAGAGACAUCUCUCCCCUCCAAUCCGUCGGCGUUAAGCAAGAAAUGCAGAUCGAGAACGUGGAGACCGGCAAAGGAAACUCCAUCAAGAUUCGCUUCAAAGUAUCGUACCGACUCGGUGGACAGGCCAAAGAGGAACAGGGCAUGGUGCCGCCGUUAGGUAUUUCGUGA